UCAUCCACACAAACAUUGUGAAGAAUUCCUUCUUAAAUAUGCAUCAUUCAGCUUGGAAUAAGCAAUAGCAAAAGAAAUUGCCUGAACUGUAACUAUAACUAACGAUUUCGCGCAUUAAAAUACAAUGGGUAACCAAUGUAGGGUAACGUCAAUCAGAAGUUCCAACCAAUCAGACAAGCAUGCCAGCAAUCUGAAAAUACUGAACAGCCAAUCGGUGAAACACGUUAAUAAUGUAACCAUUCUUACCCUGUUGGCAAGGAGCCUGGGUAUGACCACAGUAACAGCGCACCAGUUAGAUCAUCCAAGUGUAUCCUGGAGACGAUACUUGAUGCCCGUGAUUCACAGGACUUGGUGAAAACAUUGCAGGUAGCAGGAGUGACGUUCAGUCGACGAACCAGCAGGAACUACCCACAGACAUGAUGGCCGGAUACUGGACAGUGUGGGCAGCUGCUUUGAACAUCUGUAUGGUCACUGGUCAGAGAAUAACUAUGACACAAUGUAAUACUAAGUAUGAAUUUGGUUCCUACUACCAGGAUAAGAAGAUCGAGAAAGGCAUAAGACGACGUGGCAAUGCGACUAGUCUGGUGGAGUGUUUGUUGGUCUGUGACCGAUUCAGUGCUGGUAACUUCUUCUACAACCGCGCCACCCAGGACUGUAUCUGCCCCCUGGGUUACCCUUUAGUAAUGGUCUCCGCACCUGGUUAUACGUACUACAGCAAACCAGGUCUGAUUGGAAAGUGGAUGACAGUAGCGAUCAACGCUUCAUCACAGGGCAAUGGGUAUCCAUUAAGCAAUGUCAUUGGAGGUUCUGCCUCUGUCUGGAAGCCAAGGUCGGACGAUGCAGCUCCGUGGAUUGAGGCUGGGAUAGAUACUUUCCUCUACUUUGCUAUGGUCCAAAUCUACCCCGACAUCUCUACCUUCACGAAGAACAUCUGGUUUCGGGACUCCAACAGGAACUGGAUGGUGACAUGGACGAAGAAUGAUGACGAUGAGGCAUCCAUUGUGGGAUUUUUUAUUCCACAUUGUCAAAUGCUGACAGUCCCAACAGACGCAAUCAGAAUCACAAUGGACAAACACAGCAGUGUUGAAGUCGCACGCGUUUAUGUGCGUGGUCUUCUGUAAAUUCAUUUCAAUACAAGACCAUCAUUGUUAAAGAACAAGCUCAGCCCACACAUCUUCAACUCUGUCACCAAGUGCCACGGCCCACACAUCAUCAACUCACCAACAGAUACGGCCCACACAUCUUCAACUCCGUCACCAACAGCCUCGGCCCACACAUCUUCAACUCUCUCACCAACAGCCUAGGCCCACACAUCUUCAACUCCGUCACCAACAUCCUCGGCCCACACAUCAUCCACUCACCAACAUCCUCGGCCCACACAUCUUCAACUCUCUCAUCAACAGCCUCGGCCCACACAUCUUCAUCUCCGUUACCAACAGCCUCGGCCCACACAUCUUCAACUCUGUCAGCAACAGCAUCAGCCCGCACAUAAUCAACUCCGUCACCAACAUCCUCGGCCAACACAUCUUCAACUCUCUCACCAACAGCCUCGGCCCACACAUCUUCAACUCUCUCACCAACAGCCUCGGCCCACACAUCAUCAACUCACCAACAGCCUCGGCCCACACAUCUUCAACUCUCUC
Molecule: messenger RNA, 1643 nt
Organism: Haliotis rufescens (red abalone)
Lineage: Eukaryota; Metazoa; Mollusca; Gastropoda; Lepetellida; Haliotidae
Exons: 5
Coding region: 417-1121 (234 amino acids)
Source: RefSeq, a predicted model, not a curated record